Chara braunii is the source of this 3735-nucleotide messenger RNA. NCBI's taxonomy places the organism in Eukaryota, Viridiplantae, Streptophyta, Charophyceae, Charales, Characeae. The record is from the annotation of a GenBank genome assembly.
GUUCACGGCUGACAGACGUGGUGGCAGGAGGCAGGUUGCACUAGAAGCGGGUGCGUUCGACAGGAAGGGAAGGAGCUGCACAGUCGCUAUGGCGCCGCGGCAGCAGAAGAGCGGGAGUUCGGGUCCUGCCAUUGGGAUUGACCUGGGGACGACGUACAGCUGUGUGGGCGUCUGGCAGCUUGAUCGCGUAGAGAUCAUCGCCAACGACCAGGGUAAUCGUACGACGCCGUCCUAUGUCGCUUUCACCGACACGGAGCGAUUGAUUGGCGAUGCUGCGAAGAACCAGGCGGCCAUGAAUCCGGCAAACACGGUGUUCGAUGCGAAACGGCUGAUCGGGCGCAAGGKGAGCGACCCGUCCGUGCAAGCGGACAUGAAGCUGUGGCCUUUCAAGGUGGUGGCCGGCAGCGGGGACAAGCCCAUGAUCAGCAUCGGCUACAAGGGAGAGUCCAAGCAGUUCGCCCCCGAGGAGAUAUCGUCGAUGGUGCUGACGAAGAUGAAGGAGACCGCCGAGUCGUACCUGGGGAAGGAGGUGGGGAACGCGGUGAUCACGGUGCCGGCGUACUUCAACGACUCGCAGCGGCAGGCGACCAAGGACGCGGGCGCCAUAGCGGGGCUGAACGUGCUGCGGAUCAUCAACGAGCCCACGGCGGCAGCCAUCGCGUACGGGCUGGACAAGAAGGACAAGUCGGGCGGGGAAGCGAACGUGAUGAUCUUCGACCUGGGAGGCGGGACGUUCGACGUGUCGCUGCUGACGAUCGAGGACGGCAUUUUCGAGGUGAAGGCGACGGCCGGGGACACGCACCUGGGAGGGGAGGACUUCGACAACAGGAUGGUUCACCACCUGGUUCAGGAGUUCAAGAGGAAGCACAAGAAGGACAUCACGGGGAGCGCGAGGGCGCUGAGGAGGCUGCGGACGGCGUGCGAGCGCGCGAAGCGCACGCUGUCCACCACGGCGCAGACGACGAUCGAAAUCGACUCCCUCUACGAGGGGAUCGACUUCUACACCACNACGGCGUGCGAGCGCGCGAAGCGCACGCUGUCCACCACGGCGCAGACGACGAUCGAAAUCGACUCCCUCUACGAGGGGAUCGACUUCUACACCACGAUCACGCGCGCUCGCUUCGAGGAGCUGAACAUGGACCUGUUCCGGAAGUGCAUGGACCCGGUGGAGAAGACGCUGCGCGACKCSAAGAUGGACAAGUCGCAGGUGACGGAGGUGGUGCUCGUCGGMGGSUCGACSCGMAUUCCCAAGAUCCAGCAGCUGCUGUCAGACUUCUUCAACGGGAAGGAGCUGUGCAAGAGCAUCAACCCCGACGAGGCGGUGGCGUACGGCGCGGCGGUGCAGGCGGCCAUCUUGACGGGCGAGACGAGCGAGAAGGUGCAAGAUCUGCUGCUCCUGGACGUGACGCCGCUCAGCCUGGGAAUCGAGACGGCCGGCGGCGUGAUGACGGUCCUCAUUCCGCGGAACUCCACGAUCCCGACGAAGAAGGAGCAGGUCUUCUCCACGUACGCGGACAAUCAGCCGGGCGUGCUGGUCCAGGURUACGAGGGCGAGCGCGCCAGAACGCGGGACAACAACCUGCUGGGCAAGUUCGAGYUGUCGGGCAUUCCUCCYGCRCCGCGYGGCGUGCCCCAGAUCACCGUCRCYUUCGACAUCGACGCCAAUGGCAUCCUGCACGUKAGUGCGGAGGACAAGAGCACCAAGCAGAGGAGCAAKAUCACGAUCACCAACGACAAGGGGAGGCUGAGCAAGGAGGAGAUAGAGCGGAUGGUGAGGGACGCGGAGAGGUUYAAGUCGGAGGACGAGGUGGCGAGGAAGAAGGUGGACGCCAAGAACGGGCUCGAGAAUUACGUGUACAACCUGAGAAACAGCGUGCUCAAGGAUGACAACGUGGCGUCCAMGCUGGACCCGGCAGACAAGGCGAAGAUGCAGAAGAAGGUGGAGGAGGUGAUGGCYUKGCUGGAUMGCAAUCAGCUGGCGGAGSUGGACGAGUUCGAGGACAAACAGAAGGAACUGGAGAGCCUGUGCAAUCCGAUCAUGUCCAAGMUGUAYGCUUCGGCGGCCGGGSCCGGCGGCAUGGGCGGAGGAGGUGCGGGGGUUUUCCCCGCCGGGGGCSCAGCAGCACAUGGCAAGGCGACGGCGGGAGCAGCGGGAAACGGCCCCGUCAUCGAGGAAGUUGACUAAAGGUUGUUAAUUGAAACUGAUUGAUCGAUCGAUUGACGUGUGUUCAAGCAGAUGACGACGGUGUUGCCGGUGUGUCGGAACACCGCGGACUGUAUAGGCCCUGGGGUAAUUUUUAUCGUAAAGAGGCAUUUGUUCGGAGUCUUGUCAGGCAAGGCUCCUUCUGUACAGCGGCAUUUGUUUCUCACUGGAAAACGUUGUUGUUGUUAUUAGCACUUGCAGGGCGCGUCUGAGUCACUCUUGCGUGGGAGGGGUAUGGGUUGUGCUGUUCAAAGAGUGGUAGGUAGGUAGGGACAGGGACACGAGGAAGAUGUCGAGGGGGAGAGAGACAUCUAACAAUGUGCUUGGAGGUCUGGUUUUGGCGAUCGCUGGCACCGCCCGUAGUGUACGCAGUGUAAUUUGCCACGUCGGCGAGGCAGCUAUGUUCAAGACGCGUCGCAAUUCUUUUGGGCGAUGAUUUACGAUCUCGUUCACACACACUGCUUGUGAGUAGUACGCCACCAUAUUGAGCGGCUGUUUUAUUCUGUCGAACCAGAUCGAGUGAUGGACAAUCUACGGCGGCAGAUGGAGCAUCUCAACUUCAACUGAAGUCGAAUGGAGUGCAGGCAGAUGAUCGAUGAUCCGGCGUUGUUUGGUCUCAGACCUGCAUAGUAGGCGCCUCAUAAACCCUCGUGUGAAUUAGUACAAAAACGGCCUCACAUUUCCUCAGCUAUGCUGUCCAGGAGUGAUCAGCUCCCUUCGCGGCAAGGAUAAUGAGCUUUGUCGAGAAGCGGUGUGUGGCGCUGCUGCCGGAAUCUGUGGAGGAUUGCGGAGGUCGUCUCUUGGAUCUGAAGCAGGCAGAAUGUAGGCAGAAUGUACAUCCCUCCGAUCCAUGCCUGCACGUGACAUAGUUUAUUACGGCAGUGUACCUCGCUAAUCUAUUGGACGCAGUUCACGAGGCACAUGAUUAUGCCGCCGAGCUAAUCCCACACAACAGGAGGCAGGACGAGUUUUCGGGUCUUCAUCGGAAGGCAGGGUUUACUUCACAAGGCUGCGUGCCAACGUGAAGGAUUCCAUCUCUAAAAGGAAAAGCAGGUGCAGGCUGUGCAGAUGCACAGAAGACGCGCUAUGUACAGAGAAUUGGGGUAAAGCGUGGAAAAGAUAAUGCUACUGGUAGUUGUGAGGGGGUUGCCACAUGGCAUCUGAUUCAAGGGUAAGCCACGUGUCUUGCUUGAUAAGACAUGCAUGAUUAGUGUACGUCUUUGGUUCGGUGGUCGUACUGCCGCCGUUUCUUAUCAUAUGCGGAUUCGGAGAUACCGACCGUUGUUGAUCUUGGCGAUCUACGGCCACAGCGCUUUUUUUUUUUUUUUCCAAAGACCCAGGCUUGAUCUGCACUGAACUGAAAGUGGAUGGAGGACGGACGGUUGAGAGUUGAGACAGCGGGUCGGUUGGUAGAUUUGCAAGAUGUAAAUAGCUGCAAUUGUCUAGAGGCGGCGGAUUUGUAUCUUUGUGACGAAAAGAGUCGUUCAAUUGUUUCGAAUAAUAUAAUCCAACUGGCGAUGCAGUUUGUGUCG